Aspergillus chevalieri is the source of this 1095-nucleotide messenger RNA. Its product is annotated as putative secondary metabolism biosynthetic enzyme. NCBI's taxonomy places the organism in Eukaryota, Fungi, Ascomycota, Eurotiomycetes, Eurotiales, Aspergillaceae. The transcript has 3 exons. Gene Ontology annotation, molecular function: oxidoreductase activity, acting on the CH-OH group of donors, NAD or NADP as acceptor. The record is from RefSeq and is a predicted model, not a curated record. The coding region runs from base 1 to 1095 and encodes 364 amino acids.
AUGGCUCUAUCCAUGACCAAAACCAUCCUCGUCACCGGCGUCAACGGAUACCUAGCGUCCAAUAUAGCCACCACUGUCCUGAAUGCCGGAUAUCGCCUGCGUGGUACCUGUCGUUCCAAAGAACGUGCUUCGCGUCUGCUCAAUGGGCCAUGGAAGCCCUACGCGGACCGAAUCGAGAUUGCGGAAGUACCGGAUCUCUGUGAAGUAUCUGGAUUUAAUGAAGCUGUCAAAGGUGUCUCUGCUAUUAUCCACACGGCUGCACCCGUUAUCGGCCCGUCCAUUACCCAUGCAUCGCAACUCAUUAAGCCAACAGUCAAGGGCACAGAGAAUCUGUUAAACUCAGCUUUGGCUUAUGCAGGUUCUCAACUUGAAAGCUUUGUUUUUACCUCGUCUGCGGCGGCAGUCAUCACUCCUGGUGCGCAACCUCCGCAUACCUACGACGAUAACAGCUGGAACAAAAUUCAUCCCCUGCUCUUAAAGGACGGGGUAGAGGAUAUCUCCGUCUAUGAGGCAUAUCCGUGUGCAAAGAUCGCCGCGGAAAAGCUCGUUUGGGCUUUCAGAGAUACCAAGAAGCCUCCAUUCGCCAUAAGCGUCAUCUGCGGCUCCAUCGCCACUGGCCCACCGAUCAUUCUCCCUGAGACAACAGACAAGCUCCCUCUAACCCUGGCUCCCGUUUACAACGGUCUCAUCGGCAAAGACGUUCCCGGACCCCAAGACGCCAUUGUCAAGAUUGCUGGUGCAACUCCCUACGUUGACGUGCGCAAUCUGGCAACCAUCUAUCUAUGGUGCGCCGAGAACACUGCCAAGGCCGAUGGUGAACGCUAUCUCGUGGUUGCGGGACAUGGCCCCAAGCAGGCUAUCUUGGAUAUUUUGAAUGAGGAAUAUCCCGAGCGGCGGGGUGUAAUCCUUAAGGGCAGUCUGGAUCAGCGCUAUAACAAGGACUGGACGUUCGAUGAAGGAGGUGUGGGGUUCAAUUCGACGAAGGUGAAGAAUGCGGUUGGGUUGGAUUGGAUUCCGUAUGAUCAGAGUAUCAUUGAUACGGCUAAGUCUUUGGAGCCGCUGCUGGAGGCGGAGAAAGAGGGCUUGUUGGUUUAG